Molecule: messenger RNA, 1694 nt
Organism: Hordeum vulgare subsp. vulgare (domesticated barley)
Lineage: Eukaryota; Viridiplantae; Streptophyta; Magnoliopsida; Poales; Poaceae
Product: ribosome-binding ATPase YchF
Exons: 11
Coding region: 82-1398 (438 amino acids)
Cellular component (GO): cytoplasm
Molecular function (GO): ATP binding; ATP hydrolysis activity; GTP binding
Source: RefSeq, a predicted model, not a curated record
CUCCUAUCGUUCUAUUCUAUCUCGCGCUAGUCCCUCGCGCCUCUCUCGCCGUACGCUCCUGCGCCGGCGGCGGCCGCUCUCAUGGCGACGAUGUCCCGCGCCCUCGGCUCGGCGUUCGUGGGGUUCACUCGGACGCCGGCCGUGCCGGCGACGACGCCCUUGCCGUUGCCCUCCUCGUGCGCAUCCUCGGCGCUGCUCCUGCGCUGGCAGCGGAGCCGGGGCGUCGGCGUCGUCGGGGGCGGCUGCGCGCGGCGGUACUCUUCGGGACGCAACGCCAAGAUCAGCAUGAGCCUCCGAGCCGGCAUCGUCGGCCUGCCCAACGUCGGCAAGUCCACCCUCUUCAACGCCAUUGUUGAAAAUGGGAAGGCCCAAGCUGCAAACUUCCCCUUCUGCACCAUAAACCCAAACACAGGCGUCGUGGCCAUUCCUGAUCCUCGCUUGCAAGUGCUCUCGAAAUUAAGCAAGUCCAAGCAGACGGUCCCAACAUCCAUUGAGCUUGUCGACAUUGCAGGCCUCGUCAAAGGAGCAAGCAAAGGAGAGGGACUGGGAAAUCAAUUUCUUUCAAACAUCCGUGAAGUGGAUUCUAUACUCCAGGUUGUGCGAUGUUUUGAAGAUGAUGAUAUUGUUCACGUGAAUGGAAAAGUUGAUCCCAAGUCAGAUAUUGAUGUGAUUAACUUAGAACUCAUAUUUUGUGAUCUUGAACAGAUAGAGAAGAGAUUGGAUAAGCUUAAAAAGAGCAAAACUAAGGAUCCACAAGUAAAAGUGAAGGAAGGAGCGGAAAGGUCAGGAUUAGAAAAAAUUCUGGAUGCACUUAUGGAUGGAAAGCCUGCAAGAUCUGUUGAUUUGCCUGACCAUGAGAAAGAAGCUAUACAACAUCUUUAUCUGCUCACUAUGAAGCCAGUCAUUUAUGUUGCUAAUGUAACAGAGUCUGAUCUUGCCGACCCUGAUAAAAAUCCCCAUGUCCAAGAGGUGGCCAAGCUAGCAUCAGAGCUGAAAUCUGGCAUGGUUACAAUAUCAGCUCAGGUUGAGGCUGAACUGUCUGAACUACCACUAGAAGAGAGAGUUGAAUACCUAAAUUCUCUUGAUGUUGCUGAAAGUGGGCUAGGCAACUUGGUAAAAGCAACCUAUAACCUUUUGGGACUAAGAACUUAUUUCACUACCGGAGAGCAGGAAACAAAAGCUUGGACCAUUAUUUCAGGCAUGACUGCACCUCAAGCAGCCGGAGUUAUUCAUAGCGACUUCCAGAAAGGCUUCAUUAGAGCUGAAACUGUAUCUUACGAUGAUUUUGUUGCGGCGGGUUCUCUUGGAGCAGCAAGGGAGAAGGGACUGAUGAGGUUGGAAGGGAAGGAAUAUAUUGUGCAGGAAGGAGAUGUCAUGCUCUUCCGAUUCAAUGUGUGACAACAGUACCAUGCAAGAAGUUUCAAGCUUUAUUCAACUCAAAUUUCGUACGAACUUACAAGGCAAGGCAAAAUUUGGGUAGACCAUCAGAUUUUGUCUUUGAGGCAUCAACUGUUCAUGUACUCGGCAUCGUUGCAUUUUCGAAGGAAAAUACAAUCAUUUUAUUCCAUGUAACAUCUGCAGAUACUUAAUAGAUCUGCAUCAUAACUUGGGAUCCUUGGUGAGUUUUGUAAAUCACUUUAAUAAACUCUGCCAGAUAUAUUAUGAGUAAUAAUAUGUAGUAAUCCUUUUUUGAA